Molecule: messenger RNA, 4329 nt
Organism: Neopsephotus bourkii (Bourke's parrot)
Lineage: Eukaryota; Metazoa; Chordata; Aves; Psittaciformes; Psittacidae
Product: WD repeat-containing protein 7-like
Exons: 26
Coding region: 1-4329 (1442 amino acids)
Cellular component (GO): cytoplasm
Molecular function (GO): protein binding
Source: RefSeq, a predicted model, not a curated record
AUGGCCGGGAACAGCCUGGUCCUGCCCAUUGUGCUAUGGGGCCGCCGGGCCCCCACUCACUGCGUGUCCUCCUUGCUCCUCAUGGAUGAGGUGCCCGUGGUGGUGACGGGCUGCCAGGACGGGCAGCUCUGCCUUUGGGACCUGGCUCCGGACCUGCAGCUGAAGCCUCGGGCCCUGCUCUUUGGCCACUCGGGCUCCAUCACCUGCCUGGCCAAGGGCUCGGGGGCCGGGCAGCAGCCCCACGUGGUGAGCGCCUCGGAGAGCGGAGAGCUGUGUUUAUGGGAUGUCACCGACGGGCGCUGCCUCGAGUUCACCAAGCUGGCCUGCACCCACACAGGCAUCCAGUUCUACCAGAGCCCCGUGGGAUCCCAGCGGGAAGGGAGGCUGCUUUGCCACGGCCAGUAUCCCGAGAUCCUCGUCCUGGAUGCCGCCAGCCUGGAGGUGCUCUAUUCCCUGUUAUCCAGGAUCGCUCCCGAUUGGAUCAGCGCCAUCAGCAUCGUCCCAUCCGCACGGAACCAAGAGGACACGGUGAUGGCCGUAUCCGUCACCGGCACCCUCAAGGUGUGGAGCAUCGCCUCGGGAGCAUCGCCUGGGAUGCAGGACGCGGCCCCGCUCUUCGAGGAGGAGUCCAAGCCCCUCUCUUACCCCAACUGCCGGAGCCUCUCCCUGUGCCCCUUCGCCGCCAGCUCCCUGCUGCUCGUCUGCUCCCAGUCCUGGCAGCUCCUGGAUGCUGGGGAUUAUUCCCUGCUCUGCUCCGUUCCCAUUGGGAAGCAACGGGCUUGGAGCGGGGGGGAAUUCCUGGCCCUGGAGCGGGUCAUUGUAUGGAGCGAGGAGGGGCGGAGCUUCAUCUAUGGGCUACCAAGCAGUUGCCUCCCAGCCAGCGCUUCCUUCCGGAGCUCCGUUGGGAUGAGCAUGGACAAGCGCAUCCCACCUUCCUUGCUCGCCGUGCUGGAUAGAGCGGAGCAAGAGCUCCUCAUCUGCCCUCCGCUCACCCGCUUCUUCCACGGCCACAAGGCUCUGCCUCCCAGGCUCCUCAUCCAAGGCGAUUCAUCGGGAAGGCUUUCCCUUUGGAGCAUCCCGGAUACCCUGGAGCCCACUAAAGGCCUGCAGCCCACGGCUUCCCUAUCCCUUCAGGAAGCCUUUGAGCGGCUCCGUCCCCAUCCGGCCGGGAUCAUCGACCAGCUGAGCCGCAUCCCGAACCGCCCCGAUCCCAUUGAGGUGACCGCCAGCGUCUACAUCCCGCUCCAUGGGCGCCUGGUGUGCGGCCGGGAAGACGGGAGCAUCGUCAUCGUCCCCGCCACCCAGACGGCCACGGUGCAGCUCCUGCAGGGGGAGCACGCCCAGCGCAGGGGUUGGCCCCCGCACCGCACCCUGCGCGCCCACCGCGCCCGCGUCACCUGCCUCCUGUACCCCCAUCAGGAAGCGGGGCGCUACGACCGCAGCGCCCUCCUUUCGGGCUCCUUGGACUUCACCGUUAUCCUUUGGGAUCUCUUCUCGGGGGCCAUGCAGCAUCUGUUCCACGUGCACGGCGGCGACAUCACCCAGCUCCUGGUGCCCCCCGAGACCUGCAGUAGCAGGGUGCAGCAAUGCGUGUGCUCGGUGGCUGGCGACCACUCGGUGGCGCUGUUGAGCCUGCGGGAGCGCAAGUGCCUCCUGCUGGCAUCCCGGCACCUCUUCCCCAUCCAAGUGAUCAAGUGGAGGCCUGCCGAGGAUUACCUGGUGGUGGGGUGCUCCGACGGCUCCGUCUACGUGUGGCACAUGGAUACGGGUGCUCUGGACCGGUGCGUAAUGGGAACGACUGGUGUGGAGAUCCUGGCGGCCUGCGCCGAGGCGGCACCGGAAGCCCUGGGCCACGGCGCCCUCAACCUCAAGCAGGCCGUGAGCAGGAGGAGCCUGGCGGCCCUCAAGAGCGUGGCCCAUCACAAGCUGCAGAGCCUGGCCACCAACCUGCUGGCCCCCGGAGCCGCGGGCAAGGACUCCCUCCCCAAGCACCCCCCUCACUCCCUCAUGGUCCAAGCCCUGAAGGCCUCGACCUGGGACGCCGCCAUCCACGUCCUCUUCUUCGACGUGGAGGCCCUCAUCCUGCAGCUGCUGAGCGAGGAAGCUUCCCAUUGCUCCCAGUGCCCAUCCCAGUCCCCAUCCCAGUCCCAUCCCGACGCUUGCCAAGGCCUGCCCAAGGGCUCCUCCUUCCUGAGCCCGCAGCGCGCCGCGGUCCUGCUGCAGCAAGUCAAGGAGAGCAUCAAGGAGAACAUCAAGGAGCAUCUCUUGGAUGAGGAGGAGGAGGAGGAGGAAGCAGGGAGCGGAUCCCAUGGGAUCGGGGCCCAUCGGGAGCACCGCAAGCCUCUGACCCUAUUGGAGCCCAACGUCACCAUGGAUACGGCCAAGCUCUUCCUGUCCUGCCUCCACGCUUGGGGCCUGCACCCCGCCUUGGACCAGCUCUGCUUGGAGCGCUUGGGGAUGCUCAAACCCCAUUGCUCCGUGGCCUUCGGGUUCUUAUCCCGGGGGGCCCACAUGUCCCUCAUGCUGCCGGGUUAUGACCGAGCCUUUGGGGCCGACCCCAUAGGGAGCGAGGAUCCCAUAGGGAAAGGCACUUAUGGGGUAUCCCGAGCCGUGAGCACGCAGCAUCUCCUCUCCAUCAUCUCCUUGGCCAACACGCUCAUGAGCAUGACCAACGCCACCUUCCUGGGACAGCACCCCCACAAGGGGCCCUCCAGGCCACCCCGACCAGGCGCCCCCGAGACCCCGAGGGCCAAAGCCCCCCCUGCCAUUGCAGCCCAAGGACACAUCAAGCAAGGCUGGAGCCAGCUGGCGGCCAUGCACUGCGUGAUGCUCCCGGACCUGCUGGGCCCCGCCGCCUUCCGCCCCCCCCUGCUGGAGAUGCUGGCGCGCCGCUGGCAGGACCGCUGCUUGGAGGUGAGGGAGGCGGCGCAGGCCCUGCUGCUGGCUGAGCUGCGCCGCAUGGAGCAGGCAGGGAGGAAGGAGACCAUCGAUGCUUGGGCUCCCUAUCUCCCCCUUUACAUGGACAGCGUCCUAUCCCCUGGAGUGAGCACGGAGGCCGUGCAGAUGGGCAGCACCAGCCCGGAUCCCAUGGGAACAGAAGCCAAGGUGCAGGAGGAGGAGCAGGAGCUGGGCGAUGACGACAUUCCAGCAGCCUGCCUGCCCCCGCUCAAGAAGGCCUCAUCCUCAUCCUCCUCCUCAUCCUCGGAGGAGAGGAGGAAGCAAGCCACCGCCAUCAUCCUAUUGGGGGUCAUUGGGGCCGAGUUCGGGGCCGAGAUCCAGCCCCCCCGGCUCCUGGCACGGCCCCGCAGCUCCAGCCAGGUUCCCGAGGGCUUCGGCUCCACCAGCGGCACCGCAGCCGAUUAUUCCCUAGCCAGGCACACGUGCAAGGCCCUGACCUUCCUGCUGCUGCCAUCGCCCGGCUCCCGCCCGCCGCCUCCCAGUGCCCUCCGCCGCAGCGCCAUCGACCUCAUUGGCCGCGGCUUCACCGUCUGGGAGCCCUACAUGGACGUGUCGGCCGUGCUGCUGGGGCUGCUGGAGCUCUGCGCCGACGCGGACAAGCACCUGGCCAACAUCACCCCCGGGCUCCCCCUGAGCCCCGCUGCCGACUCGGCCCGCUCGGCUCGCCACGCUCUGGCCCUCAUCGCCACCGCCCGGCCCCCGGCCUUCAUCACCACCAUAGCCAAGGAGGUGCACCGGCACACCGCUCUGGCUGCCAACAGCCAAUCCCAAGCCGCCGUCCACACGCCCACCCUCUGCAGAGCCAAAGGGGAGAUCCUGAGGGUGCUGGAGAUCCUCAUUGAGAAGAUGCCCAUGGAUGUGGUGGAUUUGCUGGUGGAGGUGAUGGACAUCGUCAUGUACUGUCUGGAGGGCUCCUUGCUCAAGAAGAAAGGCCUCCAGGAAUGCUUCCCGGCCAUCUGCAGGUUCUAUAUGGUGAGCUAUUACGAGCGGAGCCAUAGGAUCGCGGUGGGAGCUCGCCAUGGCUCCGUGGCCCUCUAUGACAUCCGCACUGGGAAGUGCCAGACUAUCCAUGGCCACAAAGGCCCCAUCACCGCAGUGGCUUUUGCUCCUGAUGGCCGGUACCUGGCCACCUAUUCCAAUGCUGACAGCCACCUCUGCUUCUGGCAGAUGAACACCUCCCUAUUGGGCAGCAUUGGGAUGCUCAACUCGGCCCCCCAGCUCCGCUGCAUCAAAACCUACCAGGUCCCCCCAGUGCAGCCGGCCUCGCCGGGCUCCCACAAUGCCUUGCGCCUGGCCCGCCUCAUCUGGACUUCCAAUAGGAACGUCAUCCUCAUGGCCCAUGAUGGCAAGGAGCAUCGCUUCCUGGUCUAA